Molecule: messenger RNA, 1331 nt
Organism: Xiphophorus maculatus (southern platyfish)
Lineage: Eukaryota; Metazoa; Chordata; Actinopteri; Cyprinodontiformes; Poeciliidae
Gene: kcnmb4
Product: potassium calcium-activated channel subfamily M regulatory beta subunit 4
Exons: 4
Coding region: 257-1045 (262 amino acids)
Biological process (GO): detection of calcium ion; potassium ion transport
Cellular component (GO): voltage-gated potassium channel complex; membrane
Molecular function (GO): calcium-activated potassium channel activity; potassium channel regulator activity
Source: RefSeq, a predicted model, not a curated record
AGGACGGGGAUGGGAGGAGGGCAGAUUAUGGAAAUCUCAGUAAAUAGAUGCAACAGAAAUUGGAGAGAUGGUGAGGGGGUGAAGAAUGGAGGGAGAGUAAAUAAAACGGACUCGGAGUCUGAAAGCAGCCGCUGAUUAAACUCAGGCUGUGAGCAGCAGCCGCUUCUCCUCCUCAUCUUCCUCCUUCCCUCCGCUUUUCAGCCACCCAUCCCCGCUUCCUCCUCUCCAUGCCGGCGGAGGUCUCCGCGGGGCUGCCAUGGCGAAGAUCCGGGUGUCGUACGAAUACUCCGAGGCUGAGGACAAGAGCAUCCGGCUGGGUUUGUUCCUGAUCGCCUGCGGGAUCCUCAGCCUCUUCAUCCUGGGCUUCUGCUGGCUCAGUCCGACGCUGCAGAGCCUGCAGAGCAAGCCGGCCAACUGCACGGUGGUGUCUGUGCUGCGUCCUGAGGAGAUGUUUGAGUGUGUUUUUACGUGCGGAGCCGACUGUAAGGGAACGUCUCUGUAUCCCUGCCUGCAGAUCUUUGUCAACAACUCCGAGUCCAACUCUGUGGCGCUGCUGCACUUCGACGAACAGCAGCUGGUCCUCAAUCCAAAGUGCUCCUACGUCCCCCCCUGUGAGAGGGACAACCAGAAGAACAAAGACAACGUUCUGCUGUGGGAGGAUUACUUCACCAAAGAGGUCAGCAGCCAGUCCUUCACCUGCUUCUUCAACCAGCAGAGGAGGCCUGACGACGUGCUGUGGCAGCGUUCCCAUGACACCAGCGUCCUGCUGCACUGCGUCCUCUGGCCAAUGGUGUCUCUCCUUCUGGGCACGCUCAUUGUGCUGCUGACGGUUUGCGCCCGCUCCCUGGCUGUCAGAGCCGAGGCGCUGCAGAAGAGAAAAUGUUCCUACGAGGUUUGCCAGGACUUGUCCAUCACCACCUCUGAUCGCCGCGGCAACAAACCCGGGGACCUCCUGGCGACUAACUCUGACCCUGAGCUGUCGUCGCCAUCAAGGACCCUUCCUCUGUUUGCGGUGCCGGUGAGGCGACGGGAUCGGGAACAUUAGGCCAGAGAGGAAACUUGGUUUCUCAACUGGAGCCGCUGAUGGGCGACUGUGAUCUUCAUCAGGAGGAAGAUGAGGGUAAAUCCACUCUGAUGUGUGUCGGGUUCACCUUAAACACACUAGCAGCUUUUCUCAUUCGGCCUGAUCAGCAGGAGCUGAAUCCACCUCAGCCGUCCCACAUUUCAUCUUAAAUCAGAAAGUCUUCUGAAUUUCCUAUCAAAGCUUUUAUUUCUCACGUUUACAUUACAAAAACACAAAAAAUUACCAAAUGAUUUUGGUCUAGUUUCUA